Molecule: messenger RNA, 657 nt
Organism: Acaulospora morrowiae
Lineage: Eukaryota; Fungi; Glomeromycota; Glomeromycetes; Diversisporales; Acaulosporaceae
Source: the annotation of a GenBank genome assembly
AUGCAGUCUAGUCCAGUGCUGGCUAAACCAUUCACCGAACCUUUCGCGAAAAAUUCCGUAAAAAUUAUCGUGCCCACCAUACAAAGUAAAUUGCCUGAUACAUACUCUUGCAUUUGCGUGAUGUCACCUUGGAAUAUUGUUUUGAUGCGGCUGAAAUGGUUUUUCAGGGGCUCCUGCGAUCUCCUUGAUGCGAGCGAAAUUCCGACACAGUCAAAUUUGGUGUUUACCCCGGAAAAUCUUGGGAACAAAUUUCAGGUCUUAUCCAUGAAUCGAUGGAUCGAGCAAGUAGUUUUAUCGAUGAAGUCGUUCAAAAUCGUAUUCCUAAGCGUUAUCCUUGUCUUCUUCGCAAUAUCUCUCAGCCCUGUUCGAGGUCAGACAACGACAACCACGACUUCUUCGACCACACAAAUUACCGACACUAGCACCACCACGACAACUCCCGUUGUCACGACCACCACGCCCACAACUACAACCACCACUACUAAUGUCUCUGCAUCCAUCUCUCAAACCGUAACCACGGCAACUGCUUCGACAACCUCCACCAAAACUGCCAAUCCUUCCUCUACUACUUCCACGAAUGCUGCUCCCACUAUACACAUCCAAGGUUUCGGAGCUGCUAUGGCUGGAGUCGCUGCGGUGGCCGUCGCAUUGAUGUAA